AUGUUGGGUGGAAUAUUGAAAAAGACACGGUCAUAUGAAGAUAGGAUAAGCCACUUACCUGAUCAUUUGAUCACAUGUCACAUACUUACUCGUAUUACUACCUGGGAUGCUGUAAGAACAAGUGUUUUAUCGACCAGAUGGAGAAAUCUUUGGCAGUUGGUUCCUAGUUUGGAUUUAGACUCCGGAAGACAUUUCUGGUUGUUCAGUGACUUUGUGAGUUUUGUUGGCAGGUUCCUUGAUUUACAUAAAGAUCACUCGUUGAUACAAAAACUAUGUUUAACUAUUCAUGAUCGAUAUGCUGGCAAGUCUUAUCUGACCUCAUGGAUAGAUGUUGUGACAAGGGGUAGGAUUCAACAUCUUGAUAUUAGUUUUAUUAAAGAUUCUGGCUUCGGUGACAUACCCAUGAGCGUGUAUACAUGUGGAACACUGGUACACUUACGCCUCUGUCGACUAAACUUGGUUAACGUCGAGUUUGUUUCCUUACCUUGUCUGAAGAUCCUCUACUUAAAGUAUAUUCACUCUCCCAGUGAGGCCAUUUUGGAGAGACUUAUCUCAGGCUGCCCAGUUCUGGAAGAUCUAACCCUCACUGAUAGUUCGUCUGAAAACGUAAAGGUUUUACAAGUGCGUUCUAAGACGCUAAAGAGAAUCCACAUAAAUGAAAUUUUCCAUGUUGUGAUUGAUGCUCCUCUUCUUCAGUGUCUAAAGACAGUCUUCCAUAGAACAAAGAAGGAUACGGUCAUCAAUUCGAGUUUCCCUGCCAAAGUAGACAUUAGCUUUGGUGGUUCGAAUGAUACGUUGGAUCCAAACCGCGUAUCAAGGAGAAAAGCGAUUCGUGAUAUCCUCACUGAUAUUUCAAGGGUCAGGGAGCUAGCUAUUAAGUUGCAUUCUUGGAAGGACAUCUUUCCAAGAUUAGAAUCGGGACCAUUGCUUCAUUUUAGUUACUUAUCCCGAUUGACCGCUACAUUUUGUAACUACGAUCUUAGAAUGUUGCAAACUCUUCUUAAGAGCUGCCCGAAACUAGAAUCUCUCAACUUGGUAUUGGUUGAGAACCGACAUUUUUUCUUAUGUGAUACGGAGAAUAGUGAACCAAAGUUAACGUUUCACAUGGUGGAGAUUCCGUGUUUGGUAUCAUCGCUCAAGUUUGUGGAAUUCAAAAGUCCGAUCUUGGGGCAUGAAGGAGAGAUGGAUCUAGUCAAAUUCUUCCUCAAGAAUUCAUCAAUCCUGGAGAAAUUGAGUGUAACAUUUUCUGAUUUGCAUCUGACGAAAUGGGUAAAAGCCACGAAAAGGGUAAAAGCCGCGGAUUUUAUCCUCAGAGAAUUCCUUGCAAUGCCAAGAUGCUCUAGCACUUGCCAACUAAUUGUUGUUUAA
Molecule: messenger RNA, 1368 nt
Organism: Capsella rubella
Lineage: Eukaryota; Viridiplantae; Streptophyta; Magnoliopsida; Brassicales; Brassicaceae
Product: F-box/FBD/LRR-repeat protein At5g53840
Exons: 3
Coding region: 1-1368 (455 amino acids)
Molecular function (GO): protein binding
Source: RefSeq, a predicted model, not a curated record